UAGAUUUUAGAUUAUAAGUCUAGAUUGUGUAGAUUUAUUAAUUAUAAUUGAUUCUAGUCCUGUUACUCACUGUGUGUUAGUGUACUGUUAGUUACCUGUUGACAGUGUUGAAGGUUACAACAGUUACGUGGUUACCAGGUACCUGUAGCAAACUAUGAUGACACUUAAAGCUCAAACAGUAUUAGUAACAGGUGCUUCAAGAGGACUAGGAUUAGAAUAUGUAAAACAAUUAUUAAUGUUUGAUAGUGUUGAAUUGUUAAUAGCCACAUGUCGUAACCCGGAAAGCGAAAGUGCUAUCGAACUUCUGUCUAUUGCGAAACUUAACCCUGUGGUUAAGAUAGUGAAACUUGAUGUUGAAAAUGAUGAAAGUUUGGAAUCAGCUUUUCAGGAAGUGAGACAUGCAGUUGGAGAAUCAGGGCUUAAUUUAUUAAUCAGUAAUGCUGCAAUUUAUGAUCGAUCAGACAGUGGCGGUAUCUUAGUGCAGUCACGAGAGAAAAUGCAAACACACUUUAAUGUCAAUGUGACAGGUCCCAUUUUGUUGGUUCAGAAAUUCCUGCCACUGUUACAGCAGGCUUCAAAAAGUAAAAGUAAAGAUCCAUUGAGUUGCAGCAGAUCUGGUAUUGUCAUGAUGUCAUCUAGAGUGGGUUCUCAGAACAUAGCCUUCAAUGAUGGUCCUGAGGCUUCAUUGUCACUGCAUUACAAGUGUUCCAAAACAGCAUUGAACAUGGCCACCAUUCUGAUUUCAAGAGAAGUUAAGAAAGAUGGAAUAUUGGCUUUUGCUCUGCAUCCAGGCUGGGUGAAAACAAAAAUGGGGACAGACAGAGCGCCAAUGUAUCCCUGUGAAAGUAUAGAAAAGUGUCUCAAAGUGAUAGCUGGUGUUGGAGAAGAGAUACAUGGAAAAUUGAUUGAUUUGAAUGGUGAAAUUAUUCCAUUUUGAAUGCUUGAAAUAGUUUGACAUUGAAUGGUGAAAUUAUUCCAUUUUGAAUGCUUGAAAUAGUUUGACAGUCUAAAAUGUAUGGUUCAAACUACAGUGCAAUAAAAUAUGCAUGAUACAACUAUA
Molecule: messenger RNA, 1060 nt
Organism: Biomphalaria glabrata
Lineage: Eukaryota; Metazoa; Mollusca; Gastropoda; Planorbidae
Product: C-factor-like
Exons: 4
Coding region: 155-937 (260 amino acids)
Source: RefSeq, a predicted model, not a curated record